Molecule: messenger RNA, 2921 nt
Organism: Exophiala xenobiotica
Lineage: Eukaryota; Fungi; Ascomycota; Eurotiomycetes; Chaetothyriales; Herpotrichiellaceae
Exons: 3
Coding region: 893-2686 (597 amino acids)
Source: RefSeq, a predicted model, not a curated record
CGGAUCGUUCGGCGCGGUCUCGACAGCUUUGUCUGCCAUUUCUAAGGGAUUUAAGGUGAUAUAGGACAAAGAUGGCUGGAAAGGCGUGGGAUUUAGGGAAUAAAGCUGCACGAGAUAACAGAAAGGUCAGAGAAGUGAUGCGGAAGAGACAGAAGAAGAGGCGGAAGACCGAUUGAUAUCGGUCAAGGGCAAGACUGCUAGCCCGGGUAAAGAGCCGAUGAAGGGAGAGUGAGGCUGAGUCGCAGCUACGACGUCAGUAUGUGCAGUGAAUCCUGAGUCACGGUGUGGCAGAAUUGAUGCCCAAGUGAAUGAAGCAUCUGAAUGCAGAGGUGUGAUGUUAUCCAUCGAUGCUGAUCAUCUUCUAACAUUCUUCUACUUCUUCCCUUCCAUCCUUCGACUAAGUCGUCCGCUCUUCGCCAGCACUUCCUUCGACAAUGAGACCACGACGUCGCGAGCCUGUACCUAUUCCCUCCAUCCAUGUCCAGAAUGCUAGCUCGCGGCGCCCGGUUCGAGUCACUCGCGGCGACGACGCGGUCCUCCUUCGCCUAUCGAGUGACUCGAUCUCCAGAGCAAAGGACCGUGGACUCGCAAUCUUCCAACCGGCCUUCACUUUGGUUGCGAGUCCGUGGUGUCUAAUUCGCAGUCUUUCGCUGUGGUGGUGUAGCUUGGGUAGGUUCGCAGCGCUACUGGAUACUAUGACACGGCUGAGACUGAACCGUCCGGAGUGUGGUCUUUUGCGUUGAUGCUGUGUUGAAAUGGUGGUAGCCAUGGCGGUUUGUUCUUUCCGAAAAGGAGCAUCCGCACCUUCCUACAAUACAACCUAUGCUGCCCUUUUGUUUUCGAUUGUUCGGACUCUACUAUCUUCUCGUUUUCUGAUUUUCUCCUCGAAACCAUGUCUGAUGUCUUUCGGACCACACAAUACAAAGCAUUCAACGACGAGCUAGUCCGCAGAGUCGACGAAGCUCGGACUAUAUCGUCUCACUUCACAUCUAUCACGGACACAGCAAAGAAUACUCUGAAAGUCAUUUUUGAGCAGAAGCUGUACGAAAAGUUCUUCGUCUAUACCACUCAAUCCUUUAUCGACGUCUUCUUAAGCCCAACUCCUCCAACCCUUGCCGACCUCCUACGUCUACCAGCCGUCUCGCUAUUUGACAGAGAUGUCUUAGACUGUUCUUAUGUGGUGUACAUUGUGGUAUUGAUCAAGGACGGUGUCGUCUCCUUUCGCCUAUACGUUGGCUCUGCUUCGGACACGAGUUACGGAGCAUGGCGACGGCUGCAAGAUUACGAAACUGGGAAACAAAUGGCUAUGCAUGUCCAAGAGAGCCUUGACCAAGGGUUCGAGAUCCAUCACCACGGAAUUGCACUCCUUGCAUCUCGUAAGCAUACCGACGCUACAGGAAACCUUCGUUCAUGGAUACUCGCACUUGAGGCAGUAGUGACCUACUCUCUCUGGACCCAAUGGCAGGGGCCAAAAUCGAGACCCCACCAGGAUCAUUACAUGAGACCACUUUGUCGGUGGGACGUUGACAACCUCGGAUAUCUUGGUCUUAAUACUCAGAACCCUCUAGGCGAGCCUGUAAGUAGGGGGGACGACGGUCUGAGUGCAAGUGCACGAAGCUAUCGAAAGACAAAACACGCACUUGAUCAAUACGAGGCUGGGGAGCUUUCGUCAUCAGACGAAACAGUCCAGAACGCAUUGAGACUUCGGCAAGACCGUCGUAACCGUCAAGGAAAGAAGAAAGACGUACUUAAGAAAUACGAUGCUGGGGAGCUUUCGUCCUCGGACGAAGUAGUCCAAGACGCAGUGAAAAUCCGGCAAUACCACCGUGACCGAGAUGGAAAUAGGAAGGACGUACUUAAAAAAUACGAUGCUGGGGAGCUUUCGUCAUCGGACGAAGCAGUCCAAGGUCCAUUGAAAAGACGGAAUCAAAAGAUCAAGCGUGACCGAGAUACACAAAAUCUUCUACGCCAGUGGCAAACUGGUGCAUUGAAGGAACCAACCCCGGACGAGAUGGUCCGCAUUGAUGGAGCAAUCCGGAACAGGAAAUCCUCCAGGGCACGAUGGGAUAAACUCAAGGAGGACAAUGUUGUGGAGAAGGCCAAAGCGAACAUGGAGAAGUGGGGUAUGAAGAUGUACGAAAAGAAGAUUCGAAAGCAGGCGCGAGACUUCUACCGCCGCGGGGGGUGGUCACCGUCCGAGCGACCGGCGAAAGUGGAUGAGGCUAUCCGAGAAUUCAGACAGCUGGGUCAUAUUGAAUAUGCAAAGCUACACGCUGCGAGACAAUACAAGAUGAAGGGUGAGGGGUCCGAGAUGGUGGCUCGUACUGCGAGCUCAGCGAACACGAAGGACGUCCAAGACAUCCAAGACGAUCGUGUCCUGAGUGAGGAUGAUGAUAUUGGCGACGAUAUCGAAUUUGAAGACGAGCAUGUCUUUACCGAGGAUGUUGAUCCUGACGACGACAUGGAGUUCGAACACGACAUUGUGUCUGCCAAUAAAGCAUACAAUGACCAUCGCAUGGAGAUACCAGACUCGGAAAACGAUGAUGUCUUGAAUGAGGAUGAUGGUGCUGACGACGGUCUUGAGCCAGAGGACAAUAUUGUCUUUUCCGAUGAGCUAUACCGGGAACAUCGCAUGGAGAUACCAGACUCAGAAGACUCCGACUCGGACUGGAACGGCAAGGACUGAGACAUUUCCGUCCAAUCUAGCAGGGAGGGCUGGAUCUUCUCGUGUGCUCGGUCAUCUACAUAUGGGCUGGGAUGUUCGUCGUAGGCGCUUCUCAGAAGCCAUCUUCACGUCCUGGACACUGAGCCUCCAGUGUCUCCCUCGAUCGUGUCUAAGGUAGGCAUGUUACGGAGUACCGCUCAUCCAUACCAUAGCCAUGAUGCGACAAUCUGAUCAAUAUGAAUGUCUCAUUGCAUUA